Messenger RNA from Priapulus caudatus, 795 nucleotides. Its product is annotated as tRNA (guanine(26)-N(2))-dimethyltransferase-like. The coding region runs from base 121 to 795 and encodes 224 amino acids. Gene Ontology annotation, biological process: tRNA N2-guanine methylation. NCBI's taxonomy places the organism in Eukaryota, Metazoa, Priapulida, Priapulimorpha, Priapulimorphida, Priapulidae. Gene Ontology annotation, molecular function: RNA binding. The transcript has 4 exons. Gene Ontology annotation, cellular component: nucleus. The record is from RefSeq and is a predicted model, not a curated record.
AUGACACUGCUCACGGCUGAAAAUGUUUGCGGCGGUGCUUGUAUUUCUCCACUACAACAAUAACAGUAACAGUAACAGUCCUAAUAAUCUUCUGUCGUGAGGAACUGAUAUCUUGCCAGUAUGGCGUCUUUAGCAGUUGACGAGAAUAUCUGUAAUAAAGACGCAUUCAGUCGUAAUCAAAGUGGUGACUCUGAUUAUAAGGUAACAGACGCGUGCAACCAGCAGAGUGAUUCUAGUGCGUCUCGAUCAAAUACUCGUUCGCCGGCUUCAACUGCUCUCGUGUCGGAGUCACUUGCAAAACGGAAAAUUGGACUAGACACGACGGACUACACCGUUAUCACUGAAGGGAAAGCGGAACUGCUGUUUACAAAAGGCACUAAAAACUUUCUAAAUGUCGAUGUUACUGCUAGCCCGGCUUUCAACCAAGUGCGAGCGUUCGGUCGGGAUUUUACAAUUGCUGUAAUCAAGCAAUUUUCCUGGAAAAAUUUCGAGAGAAAGAAGGCGCAAAGUUACACUUCGGAUAAUGACUUUGUACCUGGAGAGUACUGGGAGGAUGGUAUUACUAUCUUCGGCGGUCACUCGGCGUCGGGUCUCCGCUCAAUCAGAUACGCUUUGGAGGUUCCCGGCAUCCGACAAGUGCUGUUGAACGAUUCCAGCGAUGUCGGUCGUGAGACGGUGGAUGACAUCCGACUCAAUGUACGACACAACAGUGUGGAGCACCUUGUCCAGUACAGUCAGUCAGAUCCCAGGUCUGUUGUGUGUCACUUUCACAGAUACAGCUCUAUUGUGUGGUAA